This is a messenger RNA of Phalaenopsis equestris, 1180 nucleotides long. Its product is annotated as protein PALE CRESS, chloroplastic. Bases 106 to 1056 code for a protein of 316 amino acids. The record is from RefSeq and is a predicted model, not a curated record. Gene Ontology annotation, biological process: chloroplast mRNA processing; leaf development; cellular response to light stimulus. Gene Ontology annotation, cellular component: etioplast; chloroplast; chromoplast. The transcript is spliced from 7 exons. NCBI's taxonomy places the organism in Eukaryota, Viridiplantae, Streptophyta, Magnoliopsida, Asparagales, Orchidaceae.
UUUUCAAAAUUCGGGUUUAGGGCCGGGUUCUUGGCUGACAGUUCAAAAAAAACUCCGGACGCGCUCGCCUCCGUCCUUCCCGCCGUUUAUCGUCCCCAAAUCCAAAUGGCGGCCAGCCUUCUUCCUUUGUUCAUAUGCUUGAGACCUUCCCUUUCAGGGCCAAGUUCUUGGCGCCGUCAGAUUAGAAUGCCACGCACCGCCCUCGCUGCCAAAUUUCUACCAUCUCCCCCACGUGUGGGAAAGAGCCACGAGGUGCGAGGCAUUGAUAAGCACAACGAGCAUGAAGGACUCCCUGAAGAGUUUCUUGAUGCUGAAUGGCAAGCACAACAGAGGGAAAAAACCCGGGAAUGGCAUGCUUAUCGUAAAAAGGAAGAAGAAAAGGAAAAAAUGAAAGAUGAUGAAUAUCGUGAAAUAGGUCUGCGUCUGAAGGGGUAUCCCGAGGACGAACUUAGGGAGGCAAGGAAAUUAGUUUCGAGUUUUAUAAGAGCUGAAGAAGAAGUCGAAGCAAAAAUUGAGGAGGCUGCUGAAAAAGGCCAACUUACAGAGCUAGUUUUGAUGGUCAUAUGGAAUCGUCUUGAUCUUGCUCGUCGCGAUGACGAGAAGGAUGUCAUUAGAAGUCUUGACCUCUUAUAUAGGAGAGUAGAGACAGAGAUUCUAAAGAGGGAAGCUACAGCAUCCAUGAUGUUGCUAAAUGAUCUCUUGAACCUCUAUUGUGGGAACGACCAUGAGGGUUGGCUGAAAAAAUGUCGGAAACGCAUGAUCGACACUUUUCCUCGAGAGGAUCCUUUCAGCAUUCUUGCCCCUCCUGGUUUUGACAUUAACAAUCAUGAAGGUCAUAUUGGACUCCCACCUGAAGAUAAUGACUUGCUAUUGAGAGUUGACUUUAUUAGAGAGGUUGACGAAUUGCUACAAGAAGUCAAAGCUGAGAACAGAGGCAGCAUUCCUCAGGGUCUCGAUCCCGAAUCGGUUGCGGCUCGGCUGAAGCUACAAGAGAAGAAACAGACUAUUCACCAGGUAGAAACCCUGCUUGAACUCGCUAUGACACUGAAGUGGUGAUACUGUUUUAAUAUUAAAUGAAAAAUUUGGAAUAUAUGAAAAUAUGAAGUUUUUUGUAAAGGAAUUCAUGCAUGUUAAGGAUUAUUUGUUCAACUGCAGAAGAAGAUAUACUAAAUGAAAGAUG